UCACUGUGAUCAAUGUGGGAAGAGUUUCCAUCACUUACAAAAUCUUCAAAUGCACCGGCUCAUUCACACAGGAGAGAAACCGCAUCACUGCACUGAGUGUGGGAGGAGCUUCGGACAGUUACAAUAUCUUACAAAACACCAGCGGAUUCACACAGGAGAGAAACCGCAUCACUGCACUGAGUGUGGGAGGAGCUUCGGACAGUUACAAUAUCUUACAAAACACCAGCGGAUUCACACAGGAGAGAAACCGCAUCACUGCACUGAGUGUGGGAGGAGCUUCGGACAGUUACAAUAUCUUACAAAACACCAGCGGAUUCACACAGGAGAGAAACCGCAUCACUGCACUGAGUGUGGGAGGAGCUUCGGACAGUUACAAUAUCUUACAAAACACCAGCGGAUUCACACAGGAGAGAAACCGCAUCACUGCACUGAGUGUGGGAGGAGCUUCGGACAGUUACAAUAUCUUACAAAACACCAGCGGAUUCACACAGGAGAGAAACCGCAUCACUGCACUGAGUGUGGGAGGAGCUUCGGACAGUUACAAUAUCUUACAAAACACCAGCGGAUUCACACAGGAGAGAACUAAUACCCUGUAAGACAUGUACAUUAUCUUUACAAGACGAGAGGUAAGCUGCCGUAACGAUGUAGCGAAAGAGAGCGUUUAAACAACGGGAGAGAUGACGGAAACGAAAAACUGAAACAACAACACGUGAAGAACCCAGACUGUGAACACGGUAAAUCACAGCGAUGCCGUGCGCAGGAAGCAGCGUGUGGAAAGCGCAUUGCACACGUCCGCAAGCAUCUCUGGCGAAGCUGAACGAGUUCAUUCUGCACAGAGGGGGCAGAGAAACGUUUCUUGUAAUUUUGCGUUUGUUUUCCCAUGUAAUUCAUUCAACCGUCUUUUACUGUUUUUUCUCUGAGUCAGUGUGUAAAGAAUCUAUAUCUCGUGGGUUUGGGAUUCAUAUCAAUUAUAAUGAUUCAAAGCAGCAAUUCAGAAUUUAACAUCAUCCCUUUAUUGAUUCCAGUAUACAAGAGUUACACACACAGCGUUUAAAGGUGAUCUUCAUACACUAGAAUGCAGCUCCAGUUCAUACAGUCUCACAUGGACCGCUUUAUAAAGGGCAGGGUGGAUCCAUUUCCAGUCGUAAGACUUGUUUUCAGAUGAAGUUCCGCUGCAGAUCUGAAGCGGAGAUGAUCUCGAACUGGUCUGUGGACGCCCUGAGUCUCUGUGGGGAGACUGGGAGCACUGGGGGCUCGGGUCCAAGUACUGGGAUUGUGGAGGGCUGGGAGGAGGAGCCAUAGUACUGAUGGACAGGUGUCAAAACCAACUGACUGUCAGAGAAGAAGAGGGAGGAGUCUAAGAGAGAGAGAGAGAGAAGAGUGUCUCUUCAGUGAGUUGAUGGUGUGAGUAUGGGUUAGGGUUAGUGGAUAGAGGAGAGAGGGUAGGUCAGUGUGUGUGUGUGUCUCUUCAGUGAGUUGAUGGUGUGAGUAUGGGUUAGGGUUAGUGGAUAGAGGAGAGAGGGUAGGUCAGUGUGUGUGGGUGUCUCUUCAGUGAGUUGAUGGUGUGAGUAUGGGUUAGGGUUAGUGGAUAGAGGAGAGAGGGUAGGUCAGUGUGUGUGUGUGUCUCUUCAGUGAGUUGAUGG
Molecule: messenger RNA, 1643 nt
Organism: Polyodon spathula (Mississippi paddlefish)
Lineage: Eukaryota; Metazoa; Chordata; Actinopteri; Acipenseriformes; Polyodontidae
Product: zinc finger protein 695-like
Exons: 1
Coding region: 50-586 (178 amino acids)
Biological process (GO): regulation of transcription by RNA polymerase II
Cellular component (GO): nucleus
Molecular function (GO): DNA-binding transcription activator activity, RNA polymerase II-specific; RNA polymerase II cis-regulatory region sequence-specific DNA binding
Source: RefSeq, a predicted model, not a curated record